Messenger RNA from Lichtheimia ornata, 2724 nucleotides. RefSeq lists its product as uncharacterized. Lineage: Eukaryota; Fungi; Mucoromycota; Mucoromycetes; Mucorales; Lichtheimiaceae. The record is from RefSeq and is a predicted model, not a curated record. Gene Ontology annotation, biological process: DNA replication initiation; mitotic DNA replication; double-strand break repair via break-induced replication. Gene Ontology annotation, molecular function: single-stranded DNA binding; ATP binding; single-stranded 3'-5' DNA helicase activity. Gene Ontology annotation, cellular component: MCM complex; nucleus. The transcript is spliced from 13 exons. Bases 1 to 2724 code for a protein of 907 amino acids.
AUGUCAGAGACAGCACACGAAUUCCCUAGCGAUCUCUUGGGCUCAUCGCAGGCUCUUCCUUUGGAUACAAUUCCACCUUCGACACCAGCCAACAUGGAGGUGGAUGCUCGUGGCGAUCAACAACAGGCACCUCCUCGUUCACAGGCACCUCGUGGCACUGGUGGCCUUGUCACUGAAAACAUUCCAAAGGUCGUUGAUGAGUUGGCCGUCAGUGUCAUGGAUGCAUUCGAAAAGUUCUUGGAGACUUAUCAGGAUGUCAACUCUUCGUUUGUGGACCAUACCCAAAGCAACUACAACGCCUUUCCUUACAUGUAUCAAUUGGAGAACUUGCAGACGCUCGAUAUGACCACCGUCUUUGUUGAUUUUGCCCAUAUUGAAAAUACGGAUUCGAGUAUGGCUGCUGCUCUUUUGCAACAAUAUUACCGUUUCAUGCCUUAUAUUCGUCGAGCUGUGCAAAAUGUAGUAAAGCGACGCUUCCCAGAAUACGCAUACGUCAACACCAACUCGACUGAACAAAACGUCGCCGGCGCCGUUUUACGUGAAUUCUCAGUGGCAUUUUAUGGUGUCCCUGAACUUUGUCGUGUGCGCCAACUCAAGACUGAGAAGAUUGGUCAGCUUAUCAGCAUCAGUGGCACCGUCACCCGUACAACUGAAGUGCGUCCCGAAUUGCUUUAUGGCUCUUUUACUUGCAACGAGUGUGGCAAGGUCAUGAAUGAUAUCGAACAACAAUUUAGAUAUACUGAGCCCGUUAUGUGCCAAGGUCUUCAAUGCUUCAACCGUCAACAUUGGACCCUCAACGUUGAACAAUCCCGAUUCGUUGACUGGCAAAAGGUGCGAAUUCAAGAGAAUGCAAGUGAAAUUCCUACCGGUAGUAUGCCAAGAAGCAUGGAUGUCAUUGUUCGUGGUGAAAUGGUGGAACGUGCAAAGGCUGGUGACAAGUGUAUCUUUACUGGUACUCUUAUUGUGGUUCCUGAUGUGGCCGCUUUCCGCACUCCUGGUACAUCCGUUGAGUCUCAAAGAGAUACAAGCACUCGUACUCGUGAAGGAAUGGCAAAUGAAGGUGUCACGGGUCUCAAGUCGCUUGGUGUACGUGAUUUGACCUAUAGAAUGUCAUUCUUGGCUUGUAUGGUACAACCUGCCAACACCAACAAGUCAUCUGCUGCUUUCCAUACUGAUGAAGCUGAGGAGACCCGUGAACAAGUAUUGGCCGAUUUUACACAAGCAGAAAUCGAUCGCCUCAAGGCUAUGCUCGAAUUGAAUCAGCAAAUUUAUCCCAAACUUGUCAACAGCAUUGCACCCAAUGUAUUCGGUCAUGAUACCGUCAAGAAGGGUAUUUUGUUGCAGCUUAUGGGUGGUGUGCACAAGGUCACGCCUGAAGGCAUGAAUUUGCGUGGUGAUGUCAACGUUUGUAUCGUGGGUGAUCCUAGUACAAGCAAGAGUCAAUUCUUAAAAUACGUUUGUGGAUUUAUGCCUCGUUCAGUAUACACCUCUGGUAAAGCUUCCAGUGCUGCCGGUUUGACAGCCGCUGUUAUCAAGGAUGAGGAAACGGGCGAAUUUUCUAUUGAGGCUGGUGCCUUGAUGCUUGCUGACAAUGGUAUUUGUGCCAUUGAUGAAUUUGACAAGAUGGAUAUCAAGGAUCAAGUCGCUAUUCACGAAGCCAUGGAACAGCAGACUAUCUCUAUUGCCAAAGCUGGUAUCCAGGCUAGCUUAAACGCCCGUACUAGUAUUCUCGCAGCAGCUAAUCCUGUCAGCGGUCGUUACAACAAGAAACUCACACUCAAGCAAAACAUCAACAUGUCGGCACCUGUCAUGUCACGUUUUGAUCUCUUCUUUGUUGUUCUUGACGACUGCAACGAUGUCACCGAUUACAACAUUGCACGACACAUUGUCAACGUCCACCGACUAAAGGAUGAUUACAUGGAGCCUGAUUUCUCAACUGAGGAUCUUCAACGAUACAUCCGCUAUGCUAGAACAUAUACACCCAAGCUUACACCUGAAGCUGCAAGUCGACUUGCCGAUUGUUAUCGUGAUCUUCGACAAGGCGAUACACAAGGAUUGACAAAGAACUCAUACCGCAUUACUGUGAGACAGCUGGAAAGUAUGAUUCGUCUUUCUGAAGCCAUUGCACGAGCUCAUUGUCGCGAGGAGAUCUCUGAAGCCUAUGUGGUGGAAGCAUACAACUUGUUACAAAAGUCCAUUAUUCGUGUGGAGCAAGAUGAAAUUGAUAUUGGUGACUUGAUGUAUGCCACAGACGACGUGAUGACCAGCACAGAGGCAUUGCAAGGAAUGCAAGGUCUUCGAAUCUCGGAUGAACAACAACAAGAGGAGAAUAGCAUGCAAACUGAUUCAGCACCUCAGUCGCAACGCAUUCGCAUUGAAUACGAGAAGUUUGUCCAAAUCAAGUUGAUGUUGGUGCACAAAUUACGUGAAGUACAAGCAUCGGCAGAGGAGCCUGUUCCUAUCCGACGAUCCGAAUUGGUACAAUGGUAUCUCGAACAGCAAGAAGAAAUGUUUGAAAGUGAGGAUGACUUUACAAGAGAAAAGACCAUCAUUGAAAGGGUUAUCAAGAAGCUCUCUAAGCCGGAACAAGAAACCUUCGUUGAAAUCCGUGAAGAUGCUGAAUACAUUGGUGGCGAGCUUAGCAAAGAUGACUCUGGAGAGUCUUCAGAAGAUGAUCCCACUAUCGUGCUUCACGCAAACUGCAUGGUGUUUGGCGACCAAUAG